Messenger RNA from Pistacia vera, 1149 nucleotides. RefSeq names its product protein SRC2-like. The transcript has a single exon. The coding region runs from base 56 to 985 and encodes 309 amino acids. Lineage: Eukaryota; Viridiplantae; Streptophyta; Magnoliopsida; Sapindales; Anacardiaceae. Gene Ontology annotation, biological process: defense response. The record is from RefSeq and is a predicted model, not a curated record.
CUAUAAAAUCCCCCACCUCUUCAACUCUCCCAUCUUUUUUAAUCCAGUCUUAGCUAUGGCUUAUCGCCCCUUAGAGCUCAACAUAAUCUCCGCUAAACACCUUAAAGAUGUCAAUCUCAUCUCCAAGAUGGACUUGUACGUCGUCGCUUCACUCGUCGGCGAUUACUCGAAGAAGAAACAGAAGGCCAAGUCCCGUGUGGAUCACGACUGUGGCCCAAAUCCCACCUGGAACUUCCCCGUGAAGUUCACCAUCGACGAGUCAUUGGCCCAACAGAACCGCCUUAGCCUCGAUUUGAAGAUCAGGUGCGACGGUAUCCUCGGUGAUAAAGAUGUUGGUGAAGUCAACGUCCGGGUCAAAGAGCUCUUGGACGCGCCUGGAGAUCUCAAAAAUUUCAAGUCUCAGACUUAUCAAGUCAUGACUCCCUCUGGAAAACCCAAGGGUGAGUUAACUUUUUCGUACAAGUUCGGUGAUAUAAUCCCGGCACCCGCAGCCGGAGCCGCCGCCGCCAUGCCCAUGAAUGCUGGUGGGGUGUAUGGGUCUUAUGGUAAUGGUAAAGUUAAAGCUGAUGAGCCUGUUAUGGCAUAUCCGGCGGCGGUGGGGUCCAGUUCCACACCGUACGGUGUACAUGCACAUGCGCCGUACCCGCCGCCACCUCAACAAGGAUACGUGUACCCACCACCGCCUGCUAAAGCGACAGCAAACGGAACUGGUGGGUAUCCACCGCCUCCUCCUCCUCAGGGUUAUGGGUAUCCACCGCCUCCUCCUCAGGGUUAUGGUUAUCCGCCGCCACCUCCUCCGGCUUAUGGGUAUCCGGGUCAGCCCGGAUACGGGUAUCCGCCAGUGCAACAACCGCCUAAGAAGAACAAACUUGGAGCGGGAGCGGGAUUGGGAGCUGGGUUGAUUGGAGGAAUGCUUGGUGGUCUUUUGCUUGGAGAUAUUGUUUCCGAUGCAGCAGACGGUUUCGAUGGCGGUUUUGAUUUUUGAUUUUAUUUAGUAAUUUAGCUGUUAAAGUUGGAACUUUUUUUUUUUUUCUAUUUUUUUUGGUUGUUUUUAAAAGGUUGUUUGGAUGGUGUGGUUGGGAAUGGAAUAAAUUACUACUAUCACGAUCAUGUAUAUACCCAUAGAAGAAUAUGAAUAUUUCUUUUGCA